AUGGCCUUCCAUCAAUUCGAUUAUAUCUUGGCCAUAGCUAUUAUUUUUGCCUUUUUGGAUGCCUUCAACAUCGGUGCCAACGAUGUGGCCAACUCGUUUUCCUCCUCGGUCUCAUCGAGGUCCUUGAAGUACUGGCAGGCCAUGAUAUUGGCUGCCAUUUGCGAGUUCCUUGGUGCGGUGCUUGUGGGUAACAGAGUUUCUGACACUAUCAGAAAGAAGAUUCUCUCUACUGAUGCUUUUGCUGAUGAUCCAACCGUGCUUAUGUUGGGUAUGGCUAUUGCCCUCGUGGGUUCCUCGCUCUGGUUGAGUUUUGCAACCACCAUUGGUAUGCCUGUGUCCACCACCCACUCCAUCAUUGGUGCUGUUAUCGGUGUAGGCAUUGCUGCCAGAGGUGCCGAUAACGUUAUUUGGGGCUGGUCAGGUUUCGCUCAGAUUGUUGCCUCCUGGUUUAUCGCUCCAUGUAUUGCCGGUGCCUUCGCAUCCAUCGUUUUCCUUAUCGCCAAGUUCGGUGUCUUGGAAAUUAAAGAGGAGAAGAAAAGUAUCAGAAACGCAUUGUUCUUGAUCCCCAUUUUGGUGUUCAUCACCUUCUGUGUGUUGACCAUGUUGAUUGUGUGGAAGGGCUCUCCAAAGUUGAAUUUGGACGACUUGUCCACCGGUGCCACUGUCGGCUCCAUUUUUGGUGUUGGUGGUGUUGCUAUGAUUGUCUACAUGGCUUUCAUUUUCCCUGUGGUCAGCAGAAAGAUUGCCCACAAUGACUGGACCAUCAAGUGGUACGACGUCUUCAGAGGCCCCGUCUACUGGUUCAAGCCUCUUGACCAGAUUCCUCCAAUGCCUGAGGGACAUCAGAUCACCAUUGAUUAUUACGAGGGUCGUAGAAUUGUUGAGAAGGCCCACGAUGGCGAUGUGUCUGAAGUUGACACCAAGGAGAACGCCGCUAAGGAGUCUGUCAACUCCCUAGGAAGUGUCUCUUCAGCUGGUAAGGAAACUGAGACCACCAGACAGAAAUGGUGGAGACUCUUGAAAGCAGGUCCUAAGAAAUGGCCAUACCUCCUCUGGCUCAUGGUUUCUCACGGUUUUACCAAGGAUGUCAUCUCCCUCCAGACCAACGCUAAAGGUAUGUUGGCGGGAAACAUUAAAAAUGUUCAUGCCAAGUCCAAGUUUUACAACAACAAGGUCGAGUACCUUUUCUCCUUGCUUCAGGCCAUCACUGCUUGUACCAUGUCAUUUACUCACGGUGCCAACGAUAUUGCCAACGCAUCUGGUCCUCUUUCCACCGUCUACCUUGUGUGGAACGAGCAGGGCUUGAAAGACACCCCACCUAUCUGGAUUCUCUGUUUCACUGGUGCUUCCUUAGUUCUCGGUGUGUGGAUGUUUGGGUACAAGAUCAUGAGUGUCUUGGGCAACAAGAUGAUUUUGCAGUCUCCAUCCAGAGGUUUCGCAAUUGAGUUUGGUGCUGCCAUCACCGUUGUCAUGGCCACGCAAUUGGCCAUCCCUGUGUCCACCACUCAGUGUGCUGUCGGUGCAACUGUGUUUGUUGGUUUGUGCAACAAGGACCUCAAGGGAGUUAACUGGAGAAUGGUCACCUGGUGCUACUUGGGUUGGUUUAUUACGCUACCAGUUGCUGGCCUCAUUUCCGGUAUUUUGAUGGGUAUCAUCAUCAAUGCCCCACGCUUGGGCGUUGAGUACGUGCCACAGUAA
Candidozyma auris is the source of this 1698-nucleotide messenger RNA. RefSeq names its product Pho89p (gene PHO89). The transcript has a single exon. Lineage: Eukaryota; Fungi; Ascomycota; Pichiomycetes; Serinales; Metschnikowiaceae. The record is from RefSeq and is a predicted model, not a curated record. Gene Ontology annotation, cellular component: membrane. The coding region runs from base 1 to 1698 and encodes 565 amino acids. Gene Ontology annotation, biological process: phosphate ion transmembrane transport.